GUACCCUUCUGUCAGCUUGAUCUGCUGAUUCUUCGACUGUUGGUUGACCAUGAAAAAGGAUCACGAACAACUCUAAUGACUGGGACAAUUGGCUACAUGGCUCCAGAGUGUCAUAGAAAAGGUAAGGCAAGCAAGGAAUCGGAUGUCUACAGCUUUGGAGUUGUGGCACUUGAAAUGGCAUGUGGAAGAAGAUCAAUAGAGCCUAAAUAUGAUGAAAAUGAAGCUUCAUUGGUGGCUUGGGUGUGGGAAGCUUAUGAAAACCAAAGGCUUUUUGAUUUGGUUGACAAGAAACUUUCUAAAGAUUUUGAUUUUAAAGAGAUGGAGUGUUUGUUGAUUGUUGGUUUAUGGUGCGCGCAUCCUAUUGAUACUGUGAGACCAUCAAUAAAGCAAGCAAUGCAAGUGCUUAAUUUUGAUACAGCACUACCAAAUCUUCUAAGUAAGAUAACUAUACCCAUGUAUGAUAUUCCUAAUAUCCCAAUCCUCAAAACAAGGGAGGCCUAUUCAUCCCACUUGAGUAUUACUGUACCUCGCUAAUUUUCAUCUCAUGCCUGGAAUAUUGCUUUGAUAAUAAACAAGUCUACUUAUUCAUCGGAAUUUAAUAUAUUUUAUCUUAUAUAAUGUAUGCUAGUGCAAUUCCAAGACAAUUGUUCUACAUUUUUUCAGUUCUUCUCUAAUAGACCAGCUGAUUAUGC
Rubroshorea leprosula is the source of this 692-nucleotide messenger RNA. The record is from the annotation of a GenBank genome assembly. NCBI's taxonomy places the organism in Eukaryota, Viridiplantae, Streptophyta, Magnoliopsida, Malvales, Dipterocarpaceae.